AUUUUUGACAUUUUAAUGGCGAUUGCUUUGACGCCAUUGUUCAUUUAGUUUGUUUUUAUUACUAAUAGCUUUUUCGUAAUUAUAAAUGUACAGGUGCUAAGUAGAGAGACUUAUAGAUAAAAGAAGUAUUUUGCAGGAGUGGUUUGGUUUCUUUGGCCUGGAUAACUUAAAACAUUCGAACGAGGUUAAAACACGGUUUGUGAAACUUGCAAAGCCGAACACAAUGGGGGUCUAGAAGCGUUUUUUGUUAUCCAGAUUUGAAGAUUUUCAAUCUUGCAAUGAAUGUUACAGCUUCACAUUCAGACUAUAGUGAUUGUGAGGCCAAUAGUGUUGCUUUAGUGAUGAAGUUAACUUUUAUUAGUAAGGUGUUACACGGACUUGUGAUUUUUAAUAGCAAUGGGGGAGUAUGCACUUUACAAGGCUCUCUUGAAUUCAAUACCAUCAGCGAACAAUGACGGAGCUUUACAAUUCUUAAAAGACGAUGUAUUUCAAAUACGUGUGCAAUCACCUUUUGUUGAGAGUUCAUCGCACCGUCAAGGAUGGUUGUAUGCUUAUAACAGACGUACAGGAGCAGAGGGUUACGUACCAGUUGGAUCGGUAAAGCUGUUAGGAUCAGAAGUAAACAACACAAUCCACCAUCCCUCUGCUUUAGGAGUAGAAGCAUUGCAUGCGAUGCCAGCCUCGGAAGUACGAACGAGAAACGGUCAUCGCUUGGGCGAUGUGUAUUUUUUAACGCCGAUACUCUGUGGACAUUGUAAGGAUUAUGUAUGGGGCUGCGGAAGAGUUGGCGUGCAGUGUAAAGAUUGCCACGCUUGUUUCCACAAAAUAUGCGUCCGAUUUGCUACCAACUACGUCUGUCAGAAGAAUAACGAGGUGCUCACGGCAGCUACACUAGAUCAAGAUAAGCCCAUAACUGAAUGGUCUUCAUCGACCGUUGUCGAGUGGAUGGCGGCCUUAAACCUUUAUCCCUACGCAGAUGUCUUUCGGUGUAAAGACAUCAAGGGAUCCGACCUCGUACACUUAGACAAAGAAAAACUCAUGAAUAUGGGAAUCAAAGACGAAUUCCAUCAAAAGGCAAUUUUAAGUUGCGUUAGCGAGCUUCUGAAACAACCCGAUGACAGCAGCGUAACUGUUGAUCAAUACAAUUACACCGAGGUGUACGCUCAUAAUUUAACACAACAUAGUUUUAGUACGUUGGAGCGAUGUAAAAAAUGCAACAAAUUUUUGAGAGGUCUUUUACAUCAGGGUUUUAUUUGUCAAGACUGUGGAUUAGUUGCUCAUCGAACUUGUGCUGCUACUGGCUUACCAUUAUGUUUACCAUCCGUAGAAAAACCUUUAGGAACGCAAUCGAAAUCCAUUUUCGGGGAAGGUCUAUGUUUACAAUUUAACUCGCCCGAUAUGCCAGCACCUUUAAUAGUAGUUAAAUGCACUCAAGAAUUAGAAUCAAGAGCCAAAAAUAAUACCUCUUUAGAACUAUACAGUUUAUAUUGUGCUUCACCUCCUGCCGAUCAAGUUAAUGAAUUAAGACAAAAAUUAAACGAAUCGCCAAAUAAUGUAGAUUUGUCCGAGUAUAGUCCCGCAUGUAUAGCAAACGUUCUUAAAAAGUUUUUAAGAGAGUUACCUGAUCCUAUUAUUCCGGUACAAUGGUAUGAUCGGUUCUUAGAGUCUUCAAAGUUACGGAAUGAUGAACAGUGUUCCACAUUAUUAGGUCGUUUAGUUCAGGAAAUUCCAGAACAUCAUCGCAGUACGCUUACUUAUUUAAUGUCUCAUUUUUGUCGCAUUUGCCAAAUGGAAUAUGCCAGAGGAAACAGAAACCCCCCCACCAUACUUAUACAGACAAUGUGUCAUAUACUUCUAAGGCCACCAUGGGAACGAAUUAUUCAAGUGGUGUAUAAUACACAAGCCCACAAUCGAAUUAUCGAAUUGCUGCUUCUUCACUGUGAUUGGAAUGAAACGCUUCCGAAAUUUGCCGGUGCUCCUGCCGUUCCCCCUAGGAAGGUCUCUAGAAUUGGUGCUUCUAUAUUAGAUAAAGAAAAAUCGUCAAUAUCGACAAAUUUACAAGACGCCGAAUGGUACUGGGGUGAUAUUAAACGAGAAGAAGUAAACGAAAAACUGAACGAUACAGUUGACGGAACAUUUUUAGUGCGCGACGCGUCAAGUAAAGGGGGUGAAUAUACGUUAACCUUGCGUAAAGGCGGUACAAAUAAGUUAAUUAAAAUUUGCCAUCGAAACGGAAAGUAUGGGUUUACGGAACCAUAUACUUUUAGUUCGGUUGUAGAAUUAAUAAAUCAUUAUCGCAAUGAUUCGUUAUCACAAUACAAUGCAUCUUUAGAUAUUAAGUUACUAUAUCCGAUAUCCAAAAAUAAUCAAGAAGAAGAAAUCGCAAAUACGGAAAACAUCGAUAAAUUAACGGCAAAUCUUGUGGAAGUUCAUAAUAAAUUACUAGAUAAGAAUAAACUAUUCGAGCAAGUUACGGAAGAUUUUAAUAAAACAUCGCAGGAAGUCACGAGUAAACGUCAGGCGUUAGAUGCUCUUAAGGAGUUGGUGAAGGUAUUUCAGGACCAAACAAAAACUCAAGAAAAAUUUCAAAGCGAAGCUCAACCACACGAAAUUAAGACUUUAAUGGACAACGCGGAUCUAUUAAAACAACGCUUAAAAAUGAUGGAGGAAAGCUGCGAACAGCUGGACGAAAAUUUACAACGACAGGAAGCGUACAAUCGUUCGUUAGAAAGAGAGCUAACAUCUUUAAAACCAGAAAUUAGAGAUCUAAUGAGGGAAUGCGAUAAUUAUCAAAGAUGGUUAAUAACGCGAGGUGUGAAAUUGGCGAGAAUCAGGCAGCUGCUGAAUAAGGAUGACGAUGGUACAGAUGGCGUUGAUCAAACGGAAGAAUGUGAUAUUGAAAAUUUACCUCAUAAUGAUGAGAAAACUUGGUUCGUAGCUAAUUGUUCACGUUCGAUGGCAGAACAAUAUUUAGCCGGUAAACCUGACGGUACAUUCCUAGUACGUCCAUCGAGUACGCAUCAGUUUGCUCUAUCGAUCGCCUGCAACGGUAUUACAAAUCAUUGUAUCAUCCAGAAAACCAAACGUGGUUUAGGGUUUGCCGAACCGUAUAACAUAUAUGAUUCGCUCAAGUCAUUGGUGCUUCAUUACUCUCAGAAUUCUCUAGAAAUACAUAAUGAUUCCUUAAACACAACUCUUAGGUAUCCUAUUUUUACAAAUACUGCCAACGCCGAAGAAUGCUACGUAGUUCGAAGUACCUAUAAUUAUUCAACAAAGAUCGAGUGAUGUGAUAUUUAAAACUGCUGUGAAAAUUAAAAUAUAUAUUGUAUUCCUUAUUAUAUAAAUGAUGUGGAUGUGAUUGUUACGUUACUUUUUUAGACUUUUUGUCGAUUUUAUGGAAUAUAUAUGGGUGAUUAAUAGACUUGUAUUAAAAUGUUAUUAAGUGUACAGUAUAAUAACAAAUGAAACUUUAAAAAACUAUUUGCACGAACACCAUGUAAAUGACUGUGAUAGUGUACUAAAGAAGAGAAGUUUUUACGAAUUUAUAUUACAUAUUGUUCUCAAUUUAAAAGUUAAAUAUCAAACCAAAUGCUUUGUAGUCUUUGAAAAAUCUUUAAUGGAUUUCUUAUUCUACUGCAUAGCAUAAUAUAAUUCAAAACUAUUAGAAUUUAAUAACUAGCCUUUGGUACAAAACACUACAUUCGCAAAUGUGCUGAUACAAAUGUUAUUUCUUGUGGUUUUGAAUUAAAAGUGUGAUACAAAUACAAACAGCUUGUAGUUGUCUACUCGUUAUGUGAACAGUAACAGACGAUUUGUUUUUACAUUUUUAGUUUAGAUGCCUGCAUUGUAUGUAUGUUUUUACAAGUUAAAAAGUUGGAUAACACGUUUAUUUUAUUUUUUGAGAUCAUUUUAACUGUACAUGUUCAUGGAUGCAGAGAAAUUUUUAAAAUUACGUAUAGAAGACCGGACGCCUGCGGCCGGUCUAUUUGCAGAGAGCCCAAAACAAAAAGCGCAAAUCUUUUUUUUAAACCGACGGAUUAUUUGGUUUAAUAAAAAAAGGUUUCUAACUUUUUGUCAAUUUUUCAUGUUGCUUUUAGAUUUAUGUCUGCCCAUUUGUAUUUUUGUUUUAAAAGAAUAUUGUUUUAUUUUGUCCAAAUGCCUAAAAUAUUUAUAUUUAAUCCAGAAGCAAAGUUGUUUCACACUGUAUCAUUAUAUGUUGUUUGUCAUUGUUGUUUGUUAGAAUCUCUAGUUCUUAUCAUCAUUCUUUAACGAUGAAGCCAUUUAUCUGAAACUACGAAAAAAAAAGAAACAACUUACUUAGGAUUAAAUUGUUUCGCUUACUCUUACAUUUAUGUUCCACGUAUGUGAUAUACUGUAUUGAAAAGAGGAGCAAAUUUUUUGCUAUUGUAGCCCAAUGAACAAAAAAAUAUGGAAAGCUAAUGCCAUGAAAAUAUUGUAUUGGUGGAUCCAUAUUUGGGAUGUUAUGAUUCAAAUUAUCGAGUUUGUCUUUCCCAAAAGUCCACAAAUAAAAAACUUUUGGGAAAGACAAACUCGAUAAUUUGAAGUAAUGAAAAUAAACUGACAUACAUUGAAUUUGCGUAGAUGCACCACUGAGCUUGCGCAGCAAGACAUCGCUAAGCCGCCAAAUUAAAAAGAUAGUCAGGACCGGUCUCUAAAAUAUUUGGAAGUAGCUACAUAUUGAGGAAAGUCGGAUAACGAAGUGAAUUUUAGGUAUUCUUUUACAUGGACAUAAUUUGAUGACAUUAUUCCUUCAGACAAAACCCUUCAUUGCGUUAAUAAUAACACCGGAUCCACUAAAAUAGACAGUUCAGUGACCGGAUCUGUAAGCUCGCGCAAGCUCAGAGGUGCACUAAUAUCUGAUCCACGCAGAGUAAUGUGUGUCAUUUUGUUCUCGCUCAUCAUUAUCCAUUGGCGUUCUAGUUUAUGUAUAUUUCUGUGUUGUAGCCAUUCAAAAAUAUAUGCCAGUACAUAAUGUUCAAAUAUAAUGUGGCAAAAAAAUUGCUCUUUGCUUCUUUAAAUAUAAAUAUAUCUAUUUUUAUUUUAUAGUGCAGUACAUUGAACUGUUCAAGAUAUUGCAUACCAAUUUGCCAGUGCUGCUGUUAUACUUUUAUCUUUUUGCACAUUUGUAUUGUGAAUACUGAAGAAUAUAAUGUCGAUGAUG
Molecule: messenger RNA, 5182 nt
Organism: Photinus pyralis (common eastern firefly)
Lineage: Eukaryota; Metazoa; Arthropoda; Insecta; Coleoptera; Lampyridae
Gene: Pi3K21B
Product: phosphatidylinositol 3-kinase regulatory subunit alpha
Exons: 13
Coding region: 397-3285 (962 amino acids)
Biological process (GO): insulin receptor signaling pathway; phosphatidylinositol phosphate biosynthetic process
Cellular component (GO): phosphatidylinositol 3-kinase complex
Molecular function (GO): 1-phosphatidylinositol-3-kinase regulator activity; protein binding
Source: RefSeq, a predicted model, not a curated record